Pelobates cultripes (western spadefoot toad) is the source of this 299-nucleotide messenger RNA. NCBI's taxonomy places the organism in Eukaryota, Metazoa, Chordata, Amphibia, Anura, Pelobatidae. The record is from the annotation of a GenBank genome assembly.
AUGCCCUUCUUUCAACCUGCCAAGACAUCUAAGCAGAGACACAGACCCUUACGGACUUGGAGACAUUCCUCGGCAGUGCCAAACACACCCGGAGCACUCAACACACAUGCCUGCCAUGGGACGCCACUCCCAGAAGAUGAGCACCCCAGCCGAACACCAAGGCACCUGCAGAAAGCCUCCGCAGCCUCUGACACAUCCCCAGAGCACCAACAACAGCGUGAGGAGCGUACUACACCACCCGCUCCCACGGCAAAUUCAGAAGACUUGUCCACUGCAACAAAGCACAUCCACAAGGUGCA